UUAUUAAGCUCUUUUAUCCUGUUGCAGUAAGUCAGUAAGGAAAUAUGGAAGAGAAGGAUGAUAUAGCGAAGGAUGUCACAGAACUUAUUGGGAACACCCCUAUGGUAUAUCUCAACAAAACCGUCAAAGGUUGUGCUGCCCAAAUCGCAGCCAAAUUGGAGACAAUGGAACCAUGCGCGAGUGUCAAAGACAGGAUUGCAUAUAGUAUGAUCAAAGAUGCCGAAGAUAAGGGCCUGAUAACCCCUGGAAAGUCUAUCCUCCUUGAGGUAACCAGUGGUAAUACUGGCAUUGGUCUGGCAUUUGUAGCUGCAGCUCGUGGCUACAAACUCGUGAUAGUGAUGCCAUCAUCGUAUAGUCUUGAGAGAAGGAUUGUUCUAAAAGCUUUGGGGGCUGAGUUAUACAUCACAGAUCCAGCAAAAGGUUUAGAUGGUCUGCUUCAGAAGGCCCAAGAGAUUCUAGAUAGGACGCCAAACAGUCAUUUUUUUCGUCAGUUUGAGAAUCCUGCCAAUCCAAAGAUCCACUAUGAAACAACUGGACCAGAAAUAUGGAAUUGCACAGGAGGAAAAGUUGAUAUUUUUAUUGCAGGGAUUGGGACUGGAGGCACGGUGACGGGAGCAGGAAGGUUCCUUAAGGAGAAGAAUCCAGAAAUAAAGGUAUAUGGUAUAGAACCAGCUGAAAAUGCAAUUCUUAACGGAGGAAAACUAGGGCCGCAUAAAAUCCAAGGAAUUGGUGCUGGUUUCAUCCCAGCCGUCCUCGAUCAAAGCAUCCUAGAUGGAGUUCUUCAAGUAUCUAGUGAUGAAGCUAUUGAAAUGACAAAGCUUCUUGCAUUGAAAGAAGGCCUACUGGUAGGAAUAUCAUCAGGUGCUGCAGCUGCUGCAGCUGCUGCAGCUGCUGCAGCAAUACAAGUAGCAAAAAAGCCCGAAAAUGCUGGGAAACUUAUUGCAGUCAUCUUCCCUAGUUUUGGGGAGCGUUAUCUUUCCACUGUGCUGUUUGAUUCUAUUAGAGAAGAGGUGGUGAACAUGACUUUUGAGUAACUAACUUUAUGCUUCUUUGAACUGAGGGAUACAUGUUACUCCUAUUUGUUGUAACUUGAGGUAGAAUAGGAAAGAUGCACUCGAAGUGUAACCUCCUAAUAAAUCAGUGAACUAUUAUUCACAAUACAAACAAUUGUAUCAUUUGAAUGGUGU
Solanum verrucosum is the source of this 1187-nucleotide messenger RNA. Its product is annotated as cysteine synthase-like. Gene Ontology annotation, molecular function: cysteine synthase activity. The transcript has 9 exons. The coding region runs from base 45 to 1034 and encodes 329 amino acids. The record is from RefSeq and is a predicted model, not a curated record. NCBI's taxonomy places the organism in Eukaryota, Viridiplantae, Streptophyta, Magnoliopsida, Solanales, Solanaceae. Gene Ontology annotation, cellular component: cytoplasm.